Messenger RNA from Momordica charantia (bitter melon), 779 nucleotides. The record is from RefSeq and is a predicted model, not a curated record. NCBI's taxonomy places the organism in Eukaryota, Viridiplantae, Streptophyta, Magnoliopsida, Cucurbitales, Cucurbitaceae.
UCAGUCUUUAAUGCACGUGUGGCCAAAGCAUCUCCCCCAUUCACCGUCGUCAUGGCCACACGCCGCCGCCGCUCCUCCUCCGCCCCCUGACCCGUCCUUCUGGCACCACCACCAACGGGUUCCAAAUGCGUUAACCCCAGGAACGCCUUGCUUCCCACAGCCAAUGGCAACCACGGUGGGGAGAUUUGGUGGGGCAGCGUUCUCGGUUAUCCCACCGCCUCAUCCGAUGUACAAAGUAGACCCCAGCAGCAGCAGCAGCAGCGUUGCCCAGUCCCACCCUCCCCUCGACUCUUAUCCUUCCAAAGAGAGCAUAGACUCAGCUAUCGGAGAUGUUUUAGCGAAGCCAUGGCUGCCACUUCCUCUUGGUCUCAAGCCUCCCUCUUUGGACAGCGUCAAGGUGGAAUUGCACAGACAAGGCAUUCCUAAAAUACCACCUUCUUCCUCCUCCUGCGCUUCAUUACCUUAAUAUUAAUCAUUUUACCAUAAUUAAAACGGCCCCGGUGAGAUGGAUAUGUUGGACGUGUGUUUCACUGUUUCAUCCGCCGCCUGCUGCCCGGACAGCUCCAGCUUCCAUCAAUUAAUUUGACGACAUUUCGUUAUUAGAUCAGGAUCAUGAUCUAUAAUGCCACUUGAUCUCUCUUCUUCUUCUGAGCUUUUAUUUUGGUGGUUGUAUUAACAUAAUGAGCCACGGAACACCCCUUUUUUUCUUCUUCUUUUUUGGCUCCCCCGUGUAAUAAUAAUUAUAAACAAAAAAAAUAAUAAUCAUACACCUUUUUCGA